AUGGUAACCGGGGUAUCGGCCUUUCGCCCCCAAACGGCCGGCUCUGUUAUCCUCUGGGGAGUCCUUGGGAUUUCGCUUGGUCUCGUCGUCCGGGCUCUCGUGGCGCCGCAGAGACGUAGCAGAAAACCAUGCAUCAGGUCCCCCGCAAAGACGCAGCUGCCAAAACUCUCUGCCGAGGAGACUAGUGCGCUUUCCUAUCCGCCAGACGUUCUUCCUGGCAGCCGCGAUGUCGAGACGCCUUACGGGAGCAUCAAGGUCUUUGAAUUGGGACCUAGAGACGGAGAAAAGGUGCUCAUGCUACACGGAAUCAGCACGCCAUGUCUGUCGCAGGCGAGCCUCGGAGAAGCGCUCGUGGCCAGGGGAUACCGGGUCAUCAUCUUUGACUUCUUUGGGCGCGGGUACUCUGAUGCGCCUUCAGAUCUCCCUUACGACAUCCGUCUCUUCACGACGCAGAUUCUCCUGGUCCUCGCGUCCUCGAGCGUUCCGUGGACGGGAGAUGACGGCUUCCACCUCAUCGGGUAUUCCCUGGGCGGCGGACUUGCCGUGCCGUUUGCUAAGCAUUUCCCACACAUGGUCCGUUCGCUCAUCCUCAUUGCCGGCGGCGGACUUAUACGCACCGAGCAUCAGAGCUGGAAGAGCAAAUUUCUCUACUCGACUGGGACACUUCCGGGAUGGAUUCUCGAGACUCUUGUGCGGUGGCGCAUCUCACCCAAGGGCGCGGUGACUGAAACCAAGAUGGCGAGCGAGGCGGUGGAUCCAAAACCGCAGCGAAACAGCGACGCCAGCGGGGGAAGCUCGUACGACAAUGCGACACUUCUGAUGCGCCGGCCAGGCCACACGGUUUCGUCGGUCAUGAAGUGGCAGAUCGCGAAUCACGAGGGCUUCAUCACGGCGUUUAUCAGCAGCAUCCGGCACGCGCCAAUAUACGAUCAACGAGAGGACUGGCUCGCUUUGGGCCGGCUGCUAGCCGAUAGAAGACAGGACGCGGAAUCAUCCGAGGAUGAGAGGUCGCCGGCAGCGUUGCCGGGGCUCCGCGGCGGACGGGUUCUCCUGGUGCUGGGAUCGACGGAUUCCGUCAUCAUCAAAGAGGAGCUGAUCCACGAUGCCACGGCGGUACUGGGUGAAGACGGCUUCGAGACCGUCAUUCUGGAAUGCGGUCACGAGAUUGUCAUGGCGAGGGGAGACGAGAUUGCCGCUUUGGCGGCCAACUUUUGGCGCAGCAAUGAAUGA
Molecule: messenger RNA, 1230 nt
Organism: Lasiosphaeria miniovina
Lineage: Eukaryota; Fungi; Ascomycota; Sordariomycetes; Sordariales; Lasiosphaeriaceae
Product: Alpha/Beta hydrolase protein
Exons: 1
Coding region: 1-1230 (409 amino acids)
Source: RefSeq, a predicted model, not a curated record